Messenger RNA from Caenorhabditis bovis, 1005 nucleotides. Lineage: Eukaryota; Metazoa; Nematoda; Chromadorea; Rhabditida; Rhabditidae. The record is from the annotation of a GenBank genome assembly.
AUGACUAUUAAGCAGCUUCUUAUUCAUAUAACCCCUUGGGGUCUUCUUAUUAUAUCGACGUUGCUCCUAUGGUACAAUUAUGAAUUAUUGAAAGAGAAAGAGAUUCGCCGACACAAACGGGAGCUCUAUGAGACGGAGGACACCAGCUCGUAUUUUGUGCCAGUUUUUGCGCGAGUUUCGAAGAAGUAUAUUCGAAAAAUAUGCAUGGAGAAAUUUCAUUAUUUGGCGCCAUCGAGUCAAGAAAAGAAAUUCAAAAAUAAUUUGAUGCUCAAAACGGCGAAAGACUGCUCGUCGAAUGUCAAUUUUUCAAAAAUGGAGCUCGUCGGAAAAAGAAAAAACAAAAAUGGGUGUGCGUACAUCGAUGGUCCCUAUUGGCACGUGUGCGAAAUGAUCAAUGGCUACACGAUGCUCACAUUUAAAGGCGCACGCCAAUUGAAUAGCUCAACAGCGAGUCACGUGCAUUUUCUACCGUAUGUUUGUGAGGGAACUGACAAUACAGUACACCACAAUAUUAUGUAUUUUAAUCAUCGCAAUCUCAUUGUUGAAUUUAACUUCAAAAAUCAAAAGACGAGAACAUUGAAAUUAAAGAUCUCUGAGAAGCCACUGUAUUCAAAUUCGUCGUCAAAAAUUGACAUACAAUUCGACGAGUCUGGACUAUGGGCUCUCUAUAAAUCGAAUAAAAAUGAUUUAAUUGCUGCCAAAAUUGCGGCGACAAAUUUAAAGCUAAUCUCUCAAUGGAAUUUGAAGACGCUUGACACUUCAAAGUUUUGUAAUACGUUCAUUAAAUGCGCGGUUCUAUACUCGGUUGAAUGCUCAAAAAAGGAAACGAUCAUCAAACCAAUCUAUGAUUUCAAUUCAAGCACGUUUAUCAGCGGAAAAUCGAUGGCGUUGAACGGAACCCUACAAUCCGUCAAUAAUAUACAAUAUGAUCCGGAUUCGAAUUCGAUUGCUAUUUAUUCGAAUGGCCUCAUUUUCAAGGUGUUGCUUCAAAAUGUUAAACAAUAA